This is a messenger RNA of Mustela erminea (ermine), 2546 nucleotides long. RefSeq names its product RNA polymerase I subunit E (gene POLR1E). Gene Ontology annotation, cellular component: RNA polymerase I complex. The transcript has 12 exons. Gene Ontology annotation, biological process: transcription elongation by RNA polymerase I; RNA polymerase I preinitiation complex assembly; nucleolar large rRNA transcription by RNA polymerase I. NCBI's taxonomy places the organism in Eukaryota, Metazoa, Chordata, Mammalia, Carnivora, Mustelidae. The record is from RefSeq and is a predicted model, not a curated record. Gene Ontology annotation, molecular function: DNA binding. Bases 181 to 1440 code for a protein of 419 amino acids.
UGCUCUGGGGAAGAGGGAAAAGGGCGGUGUCGGGUGGGGCGGGGCCACGCCGUCUCCGCACGCGCAGGGCGGGACUCAUGAGGCCACGCCUCUUCCGCCUCGCCGUUCUGCCACAGCGCGUGGAAGGUUGACAGGCCCCGGGCCGGGUCUGUCUAAACUCGCGGCGUCGGAACUGGCGAGAUGGCGGCUGAGGUGUUGCCGAGUGCGAGGUGGCUGUACUGUGGGGAUCCCGUCGAGAGCCAGAGAGCAGUACUGGUCCAGUUCUCCAAUGGGAAGUUGCAGAAUCCAGGCAACAUGCGUUUUACUUUGUACAAGAGCAGUGACUCCACAAACCCCAGGAAGAAGAGUCAGCGCAUCCUGGCUGCUGAAACAGACAGACUGUCCUACGUAGGAAACAAUUUUGGGACUGGAGCUCUCAAGUGCAACACUCUGUGCAGGCACUUUGUGGGAAUUCUGAACAAGACUUCUGGCCAGAUGGAGGUGUAUGAUGCUGAGUUGUUCAACAUGCAGCCACUGUUUUCAGAUGAAUCAAUUGAGAGUGAAUUGACACAAGAGAGUCAGAACAAAAGUUUUAGAGAAAAGAUGGAUUCUUGUAUCGAAGCCUUUGGAACCACCAAACAGAAGCGGGCUUUGAACUCCAGAAGAAUGAACAAAGUUGGCAGUGAAUCUCUCAACUGUGCAGUCGCUAAAGCUGCGGAGAAUAUUAUUGAUGCAAAGGGUGUGACCGCUCUGGUCAAUGACGCCAUCCAUGACGACCUGCAGGAUGACUCCCUCUACCUUCCUCCCUGCCACGCUGAUGCCGCCAAGCCUGAAGACGUGUAUAAGUUUGAAGACCUUCUGUCCACUGCGGAGUAUGAAGCUCUUCAGAGCCCCUCUGAAGCUUUCAGGAAUGUCUCCUCAGAGGAAAUACUGAAGAAGAUUGAAGAGAACAGUCACUGCUCCUUUGUCAUAGAAGCGUUGAAGUCUUUGCCAUCAGAUGAGGAAAGCCGAGACCGCCAGGCCCGAUGCAUAUGGUUUCUGGACACGCUCAUCAAAUUUCGGGCACAGAAAGUGAUUAAGCGGAAAAGUGCCCUGGGACCUGGAGUCCCCCACAUCAUCAACAGCAAACUGCUGAAGCACUUCACUUGCUUGACCUACAACAAUGGCAGCCUGCGGAACUUGAUUUCAGAUUCUAUGAAGGCAAAGAUCACUGCAUAUGUCAUCAUACUUGCCUUGCACAUAAGCAACUUCCAGAUUGACCUGACAGUGUUACAGAGAGACUUGAAGCUCAGUGAGAGAAGGAUGAUGGAGAUCGCGAAAGCCAUGAGACUGAAGAUCUCUAAAAGAAGGGUGUCUCUAGCAGCUGGCAGGGAGGAGGAUCACAAAAUGGGCACCCUGUCCAUCCCACUGCCUCCAGCCCAGACCUCGGAACGCCAGUCCAAGCGGAGGAGAAUCACCUAGAUGCUUGCUUUCUGCAUGGAGCCUUUUGGCCACACACAGCCACUACUUCUAUUCAUUUCCAUUUUUAUUUUUAAAAUGAGAAGAAAAAGAAGCCUUGCCUUGGCGUGGGUUUGAAGCCAGAAGGCAGCAUCUCAAGUUGUGCUGUGUACAGUGAUGGCCCUGUUGGACUUGACCUCUCUUUGGUGCGGCUGUGAUUGUGAAUGGCAGCCGGUUCCGUGGGAGGGUGGGGCCUGGGGAGGUCAGAGUCGGCAGAUCUUACCGGCUGCACCCUGGGGCACAUCUAAUGGAUAAUGUUAAUAAAGAGAAAUGUGAAGGGCCCCUGGAGUGCAUAGUGAGGAGGUUACAGCCCAGUUGGGCUGGGAAGAGGCUUUAGGCAUUAGUAGCUAAGCAUGGGCCUCCCCGCCGUGGGGCUGCCAAAGGGGCCCCGUGAACUUGAGGCUGCCGUCAGAAGUGGAGCCAAAUCAGAGGAUGUGAUCAGCCCCUUCGGUCGCUCUGCCUGGCUCAGGCCACACAGAGGGCAGGGGGCAGCUCUGAAAGCUCCUUCCUGAGAGAGCUGAAUCAGAGUGAAGGAUGGAAAACACAUUGUUCUAGCUCUCCUUCAAAGGGGGUUUAAUGUGUGGACAGAAAGCUAUAGGAUUGUGAAAGGCUGCGCGUGUGGGAGUCAGGCGGUGGCCUCUGGAGCUGUGAGGUUUGAGGGCGCACAGCUGCAGCUGCUCCCUCAGGCAGGCGUGGACACCCACUGUUCCCCCACACUGCCGCUGGGCCUCCUGAGGCUGGUGACUGGGCCCCACAGUGCUGAGGGCAACCUCCCCUACUUUCAGCAUCCCAUUUCCAAUCCUGGGCUGCUCAGCACAAACAGCCGAAAGACUGGGAAGCUGGUCUCCAUCUUGCUUCCUCCUUCUGUGAACGUUUGACUGUCGAACAACCCAGGGUGAGGGGCACCAUCCCCUCGCAGAGUCAAUCCAUGUGUCGUUUUGACACCCCCACCCCCAACUUUGGUAAACAGUUAACACAUACUUUGAAUGUUACACGGAUUACAUCCUGUGUUCUUAAAGUAAGAUAGAAAAAAGAAGAUGGUAGGAAAAUACAGUGCUUUUAUUUUAUUU